CUUCAUUCUUUCUAAUUAUUUAUUCAUUCGUCAUUCUACAACCUUUGGUCGCAUUGCAAAGUACAGGUAUCUACACCUGUACAUAUGAACCAUGGGGAAAGGUACGGACAAGCUAUAUAUCACACAUUCCGAGUGGUCCUCUUCCGACGCAUAUUCCGCGAGUACAGGCUCACGAACUGGUGCUAACGGCGCAUCUUUUCGACGACUACCAUUCAACUUUUGCGCCGCCAGUCUUCAACCCUUCAAAAACCCUGUUUGCACCUCCGACGGAACAAUAUUCGAUGUCGAGGUCAUAUCGAAAUGGCUCGAGAAUCACGAUACCAAUCCCGUAAAUGGGGAGCCCCUUGCGGCACGCGACCUGAUUAAGCUCAAUUUUGCGCGCAAUGCAGACGCCGAUACGAAAGGAGCAGAUGGCCUAGGGAGUGAUGGGAAGGGAGAUUUAAUCGAUCCCGUCACCUUCAAAGUGUUCACCGAUAAUACUCAUAUCGUUGCGAUCCGACAUGGGACAUAUGCGAACGUUUUUGCUUGGGAAACGGUCGAGAGAAUGAAUAUCAAGGCGAAAAUGUGGCGAGAUCUAGUUGACGAUGCGGAAUUUGGUCGCUCGGAUAUUAUCACGCUUCAAGAUCCACAGAACGCUGCAAGCCGAGACUUAAGCCAAUUCCAACAUCUAAAGGACGGCGGAGAUGCACUCUUAACGAAAGAACAAGAGGAAGAGAGGAAAGAAGGCAAUGUUAAUAUUAAUGCUUUGGGCAGGGUAGGCGACAAGGUCUUAAGAGCGAAGGAAGCCGUUGAGAAGGCCAGGAAGGAGCGUGAGGCUCGUGGUGACGUCAAUCGUUCAUCCAAGGCGGUCACAAAGGCCGGGACAGCCAACCCUGUCCGGACAUCGAUGAUCCAGGACAAGAAACCAGCCUAUAAUGCGGCGGCGUAUACAACAGGUAGAGCAGCUGCGAGUUUCACCAGUACAGGAUUGACUCCUGAAACCAGUGGCGAGCGAGCUACACUCACAGAUGAGGAAUAUAUGUUAAAACCGAAGAGGGUCAAGAUAAAAGGCUACGCACGAAUCGAGACCAAUCUCGGAGAUUUAAAUAUCGAACUACAGACUGAGUACGCGCCGAGGGCAGUCUGGAAUUUCACGCGACUAGCCCAAAAGGGAUACUACAAGGGCGUCGCAUUCCACCGUAACAUCAAGAACUUCAUGAUCCAAGGUGGCGACCCGUCAGGUACCGGACGAGGGGGCACCAGUAUAUGGGGCAAGAAUUUCCAAGAUGAAUUCGACGGACCCCUAACCCAUGACACCCGCGGGAUACUGAGUAUGGCGAAUAAGGGGAAGAACACAAAUUCAAGCCAAUUCUUUAUCACAUACCGAGCUGUCAAGCACCUCGACCGCAAACACACGAUCUUUGGAAAGGUUGUAGGUGGUACAGAAGUCCUCAGUAAAAUGGAAGCCGCGCCCACAGACGGCUCAGACAGACCCCUAAAUAAAAUCGUCAUCAAAGACGUAGUCGUGUACCUCGACCCCUUCGACGAGUUCCUCAAGCAAAAAGCUGAGCGCGAUAAAGUCGCCGAAGCGAAAGAGUUAGUGGAGCGCUCGGGAGGAACAGAGGACGAUCGUAUGACGUGGACGGGCAAACGGGUCCGGCCGGACGGCACGGUGGAUCGCGGGACCGGUGCUGGAGGGAAGAAUGUGGGGAAAUAUCUCCAAGCUGCGAUGAAAUCACGGCAGGGUGUUGAGGAAGAUGAGAUUAUUGAAGAGGAUAUGGAUACUUGGGAUGAGCCGGUUAAGAAAAAACCGAAGGUUGGUGGGUUUGGAAAUUUUGAUAGUUGGUAGAGAUAGGGGGACUUCGUUGCAUUGCGUGGCGUUUGGCGAUACCCGGAGAUAUUAGGUACUACUAUUUAAUUAUACAAAAAGGGCUCUUUUUUUAUACGCCAUGGGAAUAUACGACCAGGAGUCGUUAGACUCAAGACCUCGUCCCACAAAUU
Messenger RNA from Hypoxylon trugodes, 1980 nucleotides. RefSeq lists its product as uncharacterized. Lineage: Eukaryota; Fungi; Ascomycota; Sordariomycetes; Xylariales; Hypoxylaceae. The record is from RefSeq and is a predicted model, not a curated record. The transcript has a single exon. Gene Ontology annotation, biological process: protein peptidyl-prolyl isomerization; protein polyubiquitination; protein folding. Gene Ontology annotation, molecular function: peptidyl-prolyl cis-trans isomerase activity; ubiquitin-ubiquitin ligase activity. Gene Ontology annotation, cellular component: catalytic step 2 spliceosome. The coding region runs from base 92 to 1828 and encodes 578 amino acids.